AAGCUUCUAUGAAAGCAAUCGGAGAAAGAGCUGCAUCAAUUACAUCCUUUCGAAGUUUAUGGAAGCAGUUAUGCCCAGAGAUAAUGGUGGCCAAACCACGGAGUGACUUGUGUUGGAUGUGCCAAAAAAACAAUUGGAUGAUCUAUCGAUGCACUAAUGUCAGUGAAGAGGACAAGAGCUCUAUACUCAAGAAACAAGAGGAGCAUCUGAGGUAUGCCAUGAUGGAAAGAGAACUGCUGAACAAGACAACAGCCGAGGCAAAGAAAGCUGUUGAAGGUUUGGGCUUAAAAUUGCACCAGAAUAGGGCCUGCAGUAGAGACAUGACAAUGCACUAUUCCUUCGAUUUUGCCCAGCAGGUACAUGUACCAAGUAAUCCCUUUCAACCUGGCCCACUGUUUUUUUUGACGGGUUUGAAGAUUGGGCUGUUUGGAGUACAGUGUGAAGCACUUCCGCAGCAA
Messenger RNA from Anneissia japonica, 458 nucleotides. RefSeq lists its product as uncharacterized. The annotation marks the transcript as partial. The record is from RefSeq and is a predicted model, not a curated record. Lineage: Eukaryota; Metazoa; Echinodermata; Crinoidea; Comatulida; Comatulidae. The transcript is spliced from 3 exons.